UUUUCCUUCAAAAUUUUCACAAUGAACAAAUACCAACAACCGGAGCUUACACAGCCUCCAGGAAGUGAUGUAGAGGUCGGGUCUGGGACGAGGCCAGAAUCGAACUUUCGCGGAUUGUCUGAUGUACAAAAAUGGAAGAAGGAAGAUUGGAUGAAGAAAGGGGUGUUGGCUUUGAUUUUAAGAUCUUGUGCUUUGGUGUUUUCUUUCUUGGCUUUUAUUCUCUUUGCUACUCUCCCUGGCUUCCAUUUAACUGAAAGUAUGAGUUAUGGGUUUGCAAUAGCUUUAAUAGCAAUGGUAUACACGGUGGUGCAAGUCGGGAUAAAAGGUCAUGAGCUUCGUACAGGAAACGACGUGAUUACACCUGAACUUGCAUAUUGGAUAGACUUUAUUGGAGACCAGGUUUUGGCAUACAUGUUAUUUUCAUCAGCAUCAGUAGGAGCAGCAAUUACUAAUCCGGCAAGGAAGUUGGCAUACAGGGAUCCAACGUUAGAUCAUAUCGCUGCAGCCAUUAGCAUGUCCUUUUUGGCCUUCUUUUCUCUUGCUUCUGCAGCACUUAUUUCAUCUUAUCAUCUCUUCGCCGAGUUAUCUAAAUCAUAA
Amaranthus tricolor (Joseph's coat) is the source of this 597-nucleotide messenger RNA. Its product is annotated as CASP-like protein 4B1. The transcript is spliced from 3 exons. The record is from RefSeq and is a predicted model, not a curated record. The coding region runs from base 22 to 597 and encodes 191 amino acids. NCBI's taxonomy places the organism in Eukaryota, Viridiplantae, Streptophyta, Magnoliopsida, Caryophyllales, Amaranthaceae.